UUUCUCUCCAAUUUAUCUUCUUCUCUUCCUCCUCCUUCCUUCCUUCCUUCCUAAUCGCCCAUCCCUCACUGAAUCCUUCGUUAAACCCUACACAUCUCAUAGAGUAGAGGCCCUCUUACAAUACAAAUCUGUAUAUCUCCGGAGGGAUUCAAGUAGCUUCGCGCCCGCGGCGAUAAUGAAUCCAUUAUCCGUCACUCCAUCUUCUUCUUCUUCUUCCUCCUCUACGCCGGCGCUGUUAUCUCCUUUCAUCAACCAGUCGCCUCUCCGUCUCACUCCCUCGUCUCUCUCCCUCCCUUCCCGCCGGCGUGUGAGAGUAUCCUUCCCUCGCAACUCAGCCGAUCCAUCGCCGUCUGAUGACUCGGCUGCUUCCGCUACACCGUCCACCACCACCACCAGUGUUUUCGGAGAGAGGAAGGAGUUGACCGGGAUUCAGCCCUUGGUCGAUAGCCUUUCUCCCCCGCUCAGGUUAGCGAGUUCCACUGUAAUACUGGCCGGAGCUGUGGCUGCCGGUUACGGUUUGGGGCUACGACUCGGCGGAACCCGCAAUUUGGCUCUGGGUGGGGCGGCCGUUAUGGGCGCUGCCGGUGGGGCCAUGGUGUACGCUUUGAAUGCUUCCGUUCCUGAGGUUGCAGCCGCUAGUUUGCAUAACUAUGUUGCUGGUUUCGAUGACCCUGGAGCUGUUAAGAAGGAGGAAAUUGAACAGAUUGCCAAAAAAUAUGGUGUGAGCAAAACAGACCAAGUGUUCAGUGCAGAACUUUCAGAAUUAUACUGCAGAUUUGUUUCCUCUGUUCUACCUCCUGGAAGUGAAGACCUUAAGGGCAAUGAAGUUGAAACGAUAAUCAACUUCAAGAAAGCUUUGGGGAUUGACGAUCCUGAUGCAGCUGCUAUGCACAUGGAGAUCGGUAGGCGCAUUUUCAGGCAAAGGCUUGAAACUGGCGACCGUGAUGGAGACGUUGAGCAACGCCGGGUAAUGCAGGCAUUUCAGAAGUUGGUCUAUGUUUCAUCGCUUGUUUUUGGUGAAGCAUCAUCCUUCCUUUUACCUUGGAAGAGGGUGUUCAAGGUCACUGAUUCACAGGUUGAAAUUUCGAUCCGUGAUAAUGCCCAGAGAUUGUAUGCUUCCAAGCUAAAAUCAGUUGGUAAAGAUAUUGACGUGGAGCAGCUCGUGAGCCUCAGAGAAUCACAACUUUCAUACCGACUCUCCGACGAGGUACUUUACAGCACAGGAUUGAAGCAAGUAGUGGAAGAAAUUGAUGUGAUUCUCGCAUUCAAUGAUGGACUUAUUUCUCUGAAAAACCAUGCUGAUGCCGAUCGUUUUGCUCGUGGAGUUGGUCCAGUGUCUGUACUAGGUGGUGAGUAUGCUAGUGACAGAAAAAUGGAUGACUUGAAACUUCUGUACAGAGUCUAUGUCACAGAUGCUUUAUCUAGUGGUCGGAUGGAAGAUAGUAAGGUUGCCUCAAUGAACCAGUUAAAGAAUAUAUUUGGUCUGGGUAAAAGAGAAUCAGAGGCGAUCACACUUGAGGUUACCUCAAAGGUUUACCGAAAACGUCUUUCACAGGCAGUUUCUGGCGGUGAUUUGGAGGUUGCAGAUAGCAAGGCAGCUUUCUUACAGAAUCUAUGUGAGGAAUUGCACUUUGAUCCACUAAAAGCAAAAGAGAUUCAUGAAGAAAUAUACCGCCAAAAGCUUCAGCAAUGCAUAGCUGAUGGAGAGCUUAGUGACGCGGAUGUCAAAAGUCUGCUGCGGUUGAGAGUCAUGCUUUGUAUCCCAGAGCAAACUAUUGAAGCGGCUCAUGCUGAUAUCUGCGGUGGCCUGUUUGAGAAGGUCGUCAAGGAUGCUAUUGCUUCAGGCAUUGAUGGUUAUGACAUGGAUGUUAGGAAGGCUGUUAGAAAGGCAGCCCAUGGGCUGAAGUUAUCUCGGGAGGCAGCAAUGUCUAUUGCCAGCAAGGCUGUCAGGAAGAUUUUUGUGACUUACGUAAAGCGAGCUCGCUCAUCAGAUAAUCGUACAGAAUCUGCGAAAGAACUGAAGAAAAUGAUUGCUUUCAAUUCUUUAGUCGUUACUGAACUGGUUGCUGAUAUUAAAGGGGAAUCUUCUGAUAUUAAACCUGAAGAGCCUGUGAAGGUGGAAGAAAAGAAACAAGUUGAUGAGGAAGAUGAGUGGGAUGAGGAGGAAUGGGAAUCUCUGGAAUCACUGAAGAAAGUGAAACCAGGCAAAGAACUAGAUGCAAAGAUAGGGAAGCCUGGGCAGUCAGAGAUAAACCUUAAAGAUGACCUUCCUUUGAGAGAGAGGACUGACUUAUAUAAAACAUACUUGCUCUAUUGCCUUACGGGUGAAGUCACAAGAAUUCCUUUUGGUGCUCAGAUUACGACCAAAAAGGAUGACUCUGAAUUUGUGUUCUUGAGUCAGCUGGGGAAUAUUCUGGGAUUGACAGUCAAGGAAAUUGUGGAUGUACAUAGAGGACUCGCAGAACAGGCUUUCAGGCAACAAGCUGAAGUGAUUUUAGCUGAUGGGCAACUGACAAAAGCCAAGGUCGAGCAGCUCGAUGAAGUUCAAAAGCAAGUAGGAUUGCCAGCAGAGUAUGCUCAAAAGGUGAUCAAGAACAUUACCACCACGAAAAUGGCAGCCGCCCUUGAAACUGCUGUUGCUAGAGGGAGGCUGAACAUGAAGCAGAUAAGAGAACUGAAGGAAGCCAAUGUAGAGAUCGACAGCAUGAUCUCUGAGAAGCUAAGAGAGAACCUGUUCAAAAAAACCAUUGAUGAGAUUUUCUCUUCUGGAACUGGUGAAUUUGACGAGGUGGAGGUUUAUGAAAAGAUGCCAGCUGAGUUGAACAUUAAUGCUGACAAGGCAAAAGGGGUGGUUCAUGAACUUGCACGGAGCAGAUUAUCGAACUCCCUGAUUCAGGCUGUUGCACUGUUGAGGCAGAGAAAUCGAGCUGGAGUUGUAUGGUUUCUAAAUUAUUCUCAUCUAAUUUCGUUACAAUGUUCACAGACCUCUAAAAGCACGUGGUGACAUCGUGUGAUUGCAGCUCCCCCGUGUUCUCAUCUGUUGAAUUGACACAGUGGCCAUUUUGUAAAUCAUGCCACAUGUGUUGAUCCAAGCGGCUGGUGCUUACGGGCUGGCCUGUCAGCAUUAUAACCGAACCCCUUCUUAACGCAGUUGUAUAAUGUGAUCUCCUGACUUGUGAUUUUAUGUCCUUUUGUUGCAGGUCUCAGCGCUGAAUGAUAUGCUAGCAUCCGAUAAGGCUGUUCCUGCAGAGCCACUGAAGUGGGAGGUUCCAGAGGAGCUGUCUGAUCUUUUUACAAUCUAUAUGAGGAGUGACCCGGCUCCUGAAAAGCUUUCUCGGUUGCAGUAUUUGCUGGGAAUAAGUGACUCGACGGCUGUUGCCCUACGAGACGUGAAAGAUCAAGUCCUGUCAGUUGGGGCAGAGGAAGAAGAGUUUGCUUUCUAAACUAGUAGAAUAUGUGAGAUAAGAACUUCUAGUUAGAAGUAGAGCUGUUGAGCUUUUCUUUUACAUUGUUUUUUGUUGUAUUAAUAUGGAUUUUGACACCAGACAUCUUUUAGUUUGGCCGUGGAAUUACUGAAUGAAUAAUUGAGUUUGUGCUCACGGGGGCAAAUCAUUCCAUUAACAAUGACAUAGUUUUGAACUCCUCCGGAAUACUUCUUUUGUUUUGCAGGUUCAAUCUUGGAGAAACUUGCG
Molecule: messenger RNA, 3692 nt
Organism: Linum tenue
Lineage: Eukaryota; Viridiplantae; Streptophyta; Magnoliopsida; Malpighiales; Linaceae
Source: the annotation of a GenBank genome assembly